Molecule: messenger RNA, 2055 nt
Organism: Hymenoscyphus albidus
Lineage: Eukaryota; Fungi; Ascomycota; Leotiomycetes; Helotiales; Helotiaceae
Source: the annotation of a GenBank genome assembly
CAAUCAUAUACGAAGUACGGAGGCUCUCCUCAACUCUGGGAAACAGGAAGUGACGAAGUUCCGAGGCCGAGGGUUUUGUAUUAUUCUUUUUGUUAUUCUUUCUUCUCCCAAAGACUGGCACUUUCGCAGAACAUGUUAUGACAAGAUAAGUGAAGGGCCGGACUCUCAACACACAGUCGCCAUCACACACCUACGGUAGUAUAUACCGGAAGCGAAGGCGACACAAACACAAGCACAGGCAGCAUGACGGACGUACUCGCUGCGCUGAAUCAAUUGGAGGAGGGACAUCACACCAAGAGGAAGGGCAGACUCUCGAGCGUCGAGGAGAACACGAGAAGGAACGCGAGGAUCAACAAUGCUGCGUAUGUGUGAACUACACUCUCUUAAAGCUGUGUUUUUGCUAAUACCUCUCUCCAGCGCCGCCCCCAAACGAAAUGCCUCCAUCCACUCAGUCCGAUCGACGAAAUCAACGACAGCAGGCGGAAAACGGCCGCCUGCUCCUCUCCAGCGCCCAAUAUCUUUCCCCAGUCAACUAGACCGAGGGCCUCUACAAAUACAACAAACACCUAGUCGUCCAACUUCCGCCUAUUCGCCCUCUUUGCGCAAGAUCUCCUUUGCAAAUGAACUCCCGCGCCCCGUCCUCCCGCGCAUGCGCAUUCCUACCAAGACUGACGCUCUACCGUCCGGCUUUCCAUACGACACGCGACUCUUCAAGUUCGGUGUCACGCAAGAAGAAUGGAACGAUUUCAGCUCCUGCAUCAUCGAAGCCGCAGACGUGCCAACCAUCACACACGUUCCUAUCUUGGCAUGGACAUGGAGCUUUCACAAGAGCAAAGUAAUCAAGGGAGCCAAGAAGCAGAUGCUCUACGAAAGUAGUAAAUUGAUGAGAGAGAUCAAGAGAUGGAAUAAACUUUUCCGCCGCCAGGGAUUUCAAGUUACGUUGGAGUUGCCGGGCCAAAAUACCAAGAUGGGUGAUGGGUGGGAGACGGAAGAAGAAAAGAAGCAGCUGAGAUUGAUCGCGAAACGGUUUAGAGUUCUCAUUACGCCGAAUGCUGAAAAGGGCGCACGCCCUGUCUCAAUCUAUUCCAGAAAUUCGAGUUUGACGAAGGCGAUUUCUGGAGAGGGAGCUGCAACAACUAUUACAAGAGUUCCUACCAUUGAAAUUUCGACCGCCGAAGCCGACGAGGAAGACGAUGGGGAUGAAAACGGGGCAGAAGGUGAUGGAUCCGGCGAGGAGAAGGAUUCCAAGGGCAAUGAAUUUUCGGACUUUGAGUAUUCGGCCCCAGAGCAGGGAGAGGAAAAUGGUAACCUUUCUCCUGCCAACACCUCCCCUCCAAAUCUCUCUCCUACACCAACCCAUUCACAACAGGAACGGCCCCAUUCGCCACAGCCAGCAGCGAAAAAGAAAAAGGCGAGUUUUGCGGAACCACUGCCACCGGAUAAUAAUGCAGGAAUUCCAUUCGUCGUGCAGCAAAUGCUUGCCCGAGCUGCUGCCCAGAAGGAGAAGGAGAUGAACGGAUUUUAAUCCUCUACAAAAGCAUCGCCUUAGAACGAAGGAGUAAUAUUAAUGAGUGUGAGUGUCCCCAUGGCAAGAUCCAAUUGGGUACAUCGUAGGGAUGGCGCACAACUCGUUUAUCAUUAGCGUUGCUCCCUCGUCCUUAGUGUCGAUGAUGAUUUCUUAUGUCGAUCAUAUCAUAUUCUCUACCGGCGUUUGGCGGGUUAUUGUUUAACAAGUUCGCGCAUUUGCUUCGUAGCCGAUCCUCGGCUGCAUGAUGCGGUUUUUACGGCCUCAUUGUAUAAUAUUUUUGCUUAUUUGCGAUGUUUAUAUGGUUUGGAGUUUUAUCCAGACAGGGCAUGCAUUGAGAGGCUGGAGUCUUUUCAGUUGCUCACUUGUUAAAUUUGAAUUUUGUGUUUUUAGCUAGCCAGCAUAUCUGUUUUUUUUGUUUAGAAGGUGGGAAGGCCCUUCUUGAAUAUUCUUUCUGUAUCGAGUAGCGAUGGAGGAAUGAGGCCUCUGGUGGUAUUAUAUAUAAAUAACAAUUUUUCUACUCAUUAUAU